This is a messenger RNA of Knipowitschia caucasica, 1521 nucleotides long. Lineage: Eukaryota; Metazoa; Chordata; Actinopteri; Gobiiformes; Gobiidae. The record is from the annotation of a GenBank genome assembly.
AUGGACGGCUCCAUGAUUGAUGUGUCCAGUGACAGCUUCUGGGAGGUUGGAAACUAUAAGCGCACGGUGAAGCGGGUAGAUGAUGGCCACAGACUUUGCAGUGACCUGAUGACCUGCCUCCAUGAGCGGGCUCGCAUUGAAAAAUCCUACGCCCAACAGCUCACAGAGUGGGGAAAGAGGUGGCGGCAACUCAUCGAGAAAGGGCCUCAGUAUGGCACACUAGAGAGAGCUUGGUCAGCAUUGUGCACAGAAGCAGAAAAAGUGAGUGAACUGCACAUGGAGGUGAAGGCCGCACUGAUGGGAGAGGACUACGAGAAGCUGAAGAACUGGCAGCGCGAUGCCUUCCACAAGCAGAUGAUUGGGGGCUUUAAAGAAACAAAAGAGGCGGAGGACGGCUUCAGGAAGGCACAGAAACCCUGGGCCAAAAAACUCAAAGAGGUGGAGACAAUGAAAAAGACAUAUCACUCGGCCUGUAAAGAAGAGAAGCUGGCAGCAAGCAGGGAAACCAGCAGCAAACUGGAGAGCAACAACAAUCCCGAUGCUCAGAAAAAACUUCAGGAAAAGCUUGAGAAGUGUCAACAGGAGGCACAAAAGACAAAGGAGCGCUAUGAAAAGUCCCUGGAGGAGCUGGACAAACUGACCCCUCAGUACAUGGAGAACAUGGAGCAGGUGUUCGAGCAGUGGCAGCAGUUCGAAGACAAACGCAUCAGCUUCUUCAAAGAGCUACUUCUGGAAGUCAAACAACACCUGGACCUUUCCACCAACCACAGAUUUCAGACAAUCUAUCACACGCUGGAUGAUACAAUUUCUGGUACUGAUGCUGAAGAAGAUCUCAAAUGGUUUCGGUCAAACCAUGGUCCAGGCAUGCCCAUGGCCUGGCCGCAGUUUGAGAAUUUGGAUAUGUCCGUGCCUCGCUCCUUUAAAAGAAGGUCCAUUGUAGACUGGUCAAUAGAUCUGACUCGGACUCUGAGCAGACGAGAAACAAAGAAGAAGUCGUCUGAAGGAGUGACAUUGACGGGCAUUAGUCAGACUGGAUCUGAUCAACCUCUGAAGAACACCAGCAGCCUCACCAUGCCCACCAUAACUGAACCGAUGAGCACAAACCCCUUUGACGAAGAUGAGGAGGAGGAGGUGGAGGAGGAGAAGGUGCAGGAGGAGAAGGUGCAGGAGGAGAAGGUGCAGACUACCGUCAACCACAACGGUGUCAGUAAAGAAGAGAUACAAAUUGCUAGCAGUACAGAAAAGACCCCAGACUGGUCUUAUGAAGACAUGAGUGCAAAUCCCUUUUCUACCAAUGGAAAUGGAAAUCCAUUUGAGGAGGAACCAUCUUCUCCUAUGAUAUCGGUGCCUGUCCGAGCUCUCUAUGACUAUGAAGGGCAGGAGCAGGAUGAGCUGACUUUUAAAGCGGGAGAUGAAUUCACAAAAAUUGGAGAAGAGGAUGACCAAGGCUGGUGCAAAGGUCGACUCAAGGAUGGACUUAUGGGGCUCUAUCCAGCCAACUAUGUGGAAGACAUCCAGUAA